Messenger RNA from Thalassophryne amazonica, 1580 nucleotides. RefSeq names its product interferon-induced protein 44-like. NCBI's taxonomy places the organism in Eukaryota, Metazoa, Chordata, Actinopteri, Batrachoidiformes, Batrachoididae. The transcript has 8 exons. The record is from RefSeq and is a predicted model, not a curated record. Gene Ontology annotation, molecular function: GTP binding.
UGUGUUUGGUCUUCAGCCACGACAGCAGCCUGUUCUGCUUUAACCACGCCAAUUGUCUAACAGGCAGGGGAUCAUCCAGCACUCUGGGUUGCAGGGCCAGCAUCCAUCCAUCCAUCACGUCAUCAGAUUGCAGUGUUCUGCGUCAGCUUCAGCCAUGGCAUCUAGCAACCCAACAAGUCAGCCAGAAAAUCCUGAACCUAAGCUCCUUCCAGACCUCCUGGACAAACCCUGGAGAAACGUACAGUGGACUGAUGAAAGAAAGCAGCACCUGAAGUCGGAAAUCCUGAACUAUAAACCUGACAUCAAAACAGUGAAUAGGGCACGAGUUUUGUUGGUGGGCCCUGUUGGGGCUGGCAAGUCUAGCUUCUUUAACUCUAUCAACUCAGCAUUUCGAGGCAACAUGACAUGCCAAGCCACAGCUGCCACAACAGGGAAGAGUGUGACCACUCAGUUCCGCACCUAUUCAUUCAAGGAUGGAAAAGGUGGCCGAAUGAUUCCUCUAAUUAUGUGCGACACCAUGGGGCUGGAGGAAAGUACGGAUGCUGGUUUGGAUAUCGAUGAUAUAGUAAGCAUCUGCAAAGGUCACAUGAAGGAUCGAUAUAAGUUUAACCCCUGUGCACCACUCAUGGAAGGUGCUCCUGGCUUCAAGAAGAACAGGAACCUGAAUGAUGUGAUUCACUGUGUGGUGUAUGUGGUCGACACCUGCAAGGCCUCUCUUCUGAGCCAAACAAUGCUGGACAAGUUGAGGGCUAUCCAAAAAAAAGUUCAGCAGCUAGACAUUCCACAGAUUGUUCUGAUGACCAAAAUAGAUUUGGCCUGUCCUCAGCUGGGUGAAGAUGUGAAGAAUGUGUAUUGAAGUGUUUACAUCCAUAAGAAGGCCGAGGAGCUGAGUGGUUCUCUUGGCAUCCCUUUAUCUUGUGUGCUGCCAGUGAAGAACUACAGCAAAGACUUGGAGCUGGACCUGUGCACGGACAUACUGCUGUUCAGCGCCCUGCAGCUGAUGCUCAACUACGCUGACAGCUACUUUGACAACCAGGUUGUUGAGGAUGAUGUGGUGGAUGCAGAGUGACCUCUACAGAUCUGGUCAUCAUUAGACAUCAAAUAUAUUUAUCUUGCCAAAAGGAAGUUUUGCAAGAUAUGUUAGUCAGUUCUUUUAAAAAAAAGAAAGAAAAAUCAUUGCAUUUAUCACCUUUAAUUCGCUGUGCAGCACACAGUUUACAUUGCAGACAGAUGUGAUUCAUAGACAUCAAAUAUAUUUCAAAUGUAAUUCAUGACCGUGUACAAAAUAUAUCAAUCACUUUUAACCGCCUCCCAAAGUAUGGUGAUGGCAGAGAUAAAUCUUUUUCAAAAAUUUGCACCAAAUGAAACAACUGCAGUAUAAAAUGAUUAACUGUUUCAAAUUGCUCCACCAGUCACCUUAAACUUUAACAUAAAAAAGUGCAGCUAUGUGGGAGAUUUUAACUUCAAACCCCUCUUCAAAUACUCCAUACACAGUGAUAACAAUAACAACUUUUUGAAAGUUUCAUCCAAAUUAAACAAAUGCUUAAGAAAAUGAUUCACUGUUUAGAAAUGUUUGAAAC